AUGAAAGAUGCUUUUUUGUAUGAUUCAAUGAAUGUACUAAUAAAGGAAACUAACAUUUAAUUAACUAGUCAAUCAGCCUUGUAUGAUCAGAGAUUGAAAACAAUAAUUAAUCAGAGUAUGUAUUUUUAAAUGAUUCAUUAGUUUUCAGAAAACAAAGGAUGUUUUAAAACAUAUAUUUAUUUGUUGAUGUUAAUGAACAGAUAAUUCAAACUUAAACACCUUUUUAUUGUCCUCCUAAUAUUUCAUAGGCAGAAUCUAAAUCUUUCUUUUGCCUCAUGGCUUAUUAAUAUGAUUAAACUAAUUAUACAAAUCUAUAAAAUGAAAUCAAAAAGUAAUUUUAGGUUAUUUCGAUAUUUCAUGAAACCCUACUAAUGUUUGACCAAUCUUAAUUCAUAGCAACAGGUAUAGCCUAUACAACAAAUGAUCAGGUUCCUAUUUUGGGCACUUGGCCAGCCUUGAAUUCAACUUUAUCAUAUAAUGCUCAUUAGCGAUCUUGGUAUUUAGGCCACUUAAAACAAAUGGGAAAUGGAAAAUAAUACCUCUUUAGUGAUUUAUUUACUACAAUUCUUGGCUCAUACACUAUUGCCAUAUCUCAAAAUAUAACUAAUAAACAUAAUAAUUUUGAAGGUGUCGUCUUUAAUCUAAUGGAUUUUGGAGUUUUUAAAAAAAACUUUAACGCUGAUUACAUCUUGGCUAAUAAUUAAGGUUAGAUUAUCAUAGGGUAAUUUAAUUACCCUGAGAAUACCACCAAACCUGUAUUUUUUUUUAAUGACUCAAUUACUGGGUUCAAUCAAAUUGAUUGGGAAUCGAUAACCACUUUAAUUGAUGGAAAAUCAAAUCAAUCGAAUUUCAAAUCUCUUAAUAAUUGCUCUUUAGAUGUCUCAAAUUAUUUAUGCAGAUAUAAUUCCCUGUAUCGCUAAGAAGUCCUUUUAAUUGCUAAAUAGCUUGAGUAUCCUCCAUAUCCUCCUCAUAUUGUCAUCAUGUAAUUCAUUCCAUUAUUAAAGUUUCAAGAACAUCACUGAACUUUAACAAUAAGUAGAUUUACUCAAUUAAGACAUAUACGAGUUAUUUGCUUGGGAGAUUUAGAAAAAUAUGCAAAUUUUAGUUUUGCUCGCAAUCGGAAUUAUUUUACUAUUUUUAAUUAUUUUACAUUACAUCACUAAAUCUUUAGGCUUAUUGAUCAAAUAUUCAAAAUUUUAAUAGAAUAAUCUAUAAUAUUUGAAGGGACAUUCAGAAAUGAAUCAAUAAAUCGAAGCCAUCACCAAUUUGUAUAACUUUAAAUAAAACCAAUAAUUGUACAAACUAUCUGAAAAUGCAUUAGAUCAAUUGAAUAUGCAAUAUUUUCGUAAAUUCAUCCAAUUUAUUCUAGAAUUGCUUUCAAAAUUGAAGGGCUAACAAGGUGAAGUAAAAAAAUCUGAAGAAUGUCUCCAAAUGGAGUAAACUUAAUACCCUAUGACUACAUAAUACUUAAAGUUUUAGAAAAAAUAUUAUUUGCAUGAUUACCAAGCUAAUAUAGAAGACAACACUGUUAAUCAGCUUAUAUAUUAUUUUUUAAUUAAAAAGUAGAAAUGAUGAAUAUUUUAUUUAUUUAAAUUAGUUAGCUUCUAUAUUACUCAUAUAAUCAUUCCAGAAAUUACUUGCUUUGUAUCCAAUCCCUUCGAUAGAUAAGUAAUAAUACAAUCAAAAUUUAGAAAUUCUCAGCAUAUAAUAAAGAGGACAAAUUACUGAAAUAUUAUUUAGUUUCAGUAUCAAAUUUUAAAUAAUUUAGAAUAGUAAUAACAGAUUAACAAAGUUAAAAAUAUUGGCAAAAUGUUUAGGCCAAUUUAGAAUUAAUUCAAAAAUAAAAAUAGUGAAAAAAUGAUGAACAUUCAUUAGAAAACUCCUUUCCCCAUACCUAAAUUCAUACGCUUGUUAAAUACUAAAAUUAUUCACUCAUAAAAGGGAGGAUUGGGAUAAAGAUUAGAAACGAAUGGUUUGAAUUAAUUCGGUUACAAAAUUAGAUGCUUCUUCUUGUGA
This is a messenger RNA of Paramecium octaurelia, 2016 nucleotides long. The record is from the annotation of a GenBank genome assembly. NCBI's taxonomy places the organism in Eukaryota, Ciliophora, Oligohymenophorea, Peniculida, Parameciidae.